AUGUCGAAAAUUGAAAAAUCUGAAGUAAAGAAGGUUUGGGAUUCCUUUGACUAUAAUGGAAAUGGUAUCUUAUCCCUUGCUGAAAUUGACAGAGCAGUCAUCGAACUUUAUCCUCAACUUGCAAAAGAUAAACCAGCCAUCAUGCGAGCUUAUAAAGCAGCUGACACUUCAAAGGAUGGUUUCAUCGAUUUCAAUGAAUUCGGCCGUCUUCUUGAUCUUCUAUUUUACUAUGAUGAGUUAUAUAAGAUGUUUCAGAAACUUGAUAAAAAUAACGAUAAACGGGUCAGUUAUGUUGAAUUCAAGAAGGGACAUGAAUUAAUGGGAAUAAACGUGAAAUCUGACGAAGAUCUUAAGAAGGCAUUCAAUGAAAUUGAUACAAACCGUGGAGGAUAUAUCCUCUUUGAUGAGUUUUGUAUUUACGCUGCCAAGAAAAGAUUGAAUUCGAAGUCAUGA
Diversispora eburnea is the source of this 453-nucleotide messenger RNA. The record is from the annotation of a GenBank genome assembly. Lineage: Eukaryota; Fungi; Glomeromycota; Glomeromycetes; Diversisporales; Diversisporaceae.